AAGUGUGAAAAAGUGUUAAACGGAAAAGCAGCAAAAGUGGCAAAAAAGUGUUUGUGCAAAAACAAAAAACAGACAGUUGGUUGUGUUGUGUUGUGGCAAGCGUCAUUAUAAGCAACCAACAACAACAACAGCAGCAGCAAUCAUAAAUGUUGCAUUUGCAUGUCAACUGCGCUGCGCCGCUUUGACAGUUAAUUUCGCGCUGUGUCGCAAAGAAGUUGCAGCAGCAGCAGCCGCGACAACAACAACAACAACAUUAUAAUUCAUAUAUAUUGUUGUUGUUGUGCAACUUUUCACAAAGGUGUGUUGACACGCCCAAACUAACCGUUUACAGAAGCGUUGAGCGUCAAAUAGCGGCCGCGCAGCUGCAACGCCUGCAACUUAAUGCGAGCCUAGCGGUUUAUUAGUGCUUACAACAACAAAAGCAACAACAAUAAUUAGUUUUUUGCUAGCACAGCAAACCAAAGUGCAUAUAACUAUACUGUAAUCCAGCUAGUGAUCGCAACACUAUCACAAUAACAACAACUACAACAAGUAACUGCUCAAUGCAACAACAAAUGCGCCGACGCCGCCAGCAGCGCAACCUCAACUGUCAUUAGUUGACGUUUUAAUUGCGGCUUCGAUUUGCAUUUUUACUUAGCAAUAUCAUAGUGUUAAACAACAACAACAAACGUUGUAAAAACCCAUACUUUUGUACUCCAGCAUUGUCUGGGCGCACACACGAAAGCGAAACGAAGUAUUAAACAAAGAAAAGUGUAAAAAUUAUAUGCUAUAUUGUUGUUGCAGUUGCCGCUAACUGCAAUUCAUCAGCCAAACACACACACACAUCCGCAUGUAGCCGCUCAGCUGUAGCGCUAAAAAGUGUUUUAUCGCCUGCUUUUGUAUUGCAAAUGAUAAACAAAAUGGUGUGAAAAAAAAGUCAGCUGAUUGCUUAACAGUUAUGAUAAAAAACGCCAAAUGCAACGGUACUAAAUUUGAAUAAAUAACAGUUGUUCAAAAAAACGAAUACUCGCUCAAUAUAACGGUACUAAACAAGGAUACUCAACUUUUUACUCGAAAAAACGGUAAAUAAAACGGUACUGAAGAAGGUUACUCGAAUAAAUGACGACGGUUACCCGAGUAGAUGCUAGACAAAACGAGGGCUCGCAAAAUAUAACGGUAAUAAACGAGUAGGUUACUCGAAUAAAUGCCGGAUAAAAUUAGUAUUCGCUAAUAUAACGGUACUAACUAAAGCUACUCAAUUCGUUAAAAGACAAAACGGUAAAUAUUACGUUAGUACACGCUAAUAUAACGUUACUAACGACAGUUACCCGAGUAGAUGCUAGACAAAACUAGUGCUCGCAAAAUAUAACGGUAAUUAACGAGUAGUCGCUAGUUAUAACGAAUGAAAGUAAAUAAAUAAUUCAAAGUAAAUUUAUAAUACGCGCGUAACGGAACCAAAAAAUACAGCACUCAUUAAUCACAACGCUAUAAUAUUUUUAAAUAAUAUGCUGUUUAAUUAUUAAGCAAAUUAAAAAUUAAUUUACCGCUUCUACAACAACUUUUAGUCAAUAUACCAAAAAAACACACAAAAAAUAGCAAAAACAACCAAAAUGAAUUGCGUUGCAAUACCACCACCGGAAGAGAAACAGCCACCGACACUGCAAAUAAUGCACAGCGAACUGAUGUUGCCAUCGCCGCACGCCCAACCGGAUGUCAACAACUGCAGCAACAGCAGCGGCAACACAUCAAAAACGCAAUCCCUGCAGCGCACUACACACCUGUAUUGUCGCUCGUUGGAGAAGGAACGCGGCGAUCGGCGCACUUCGUCGCGCGGUUUAGCUUCGUGUCUGCGCGGCGAACGCGAUGAAUUCGUCGGUGAUUACCGUGAGUUGCGUCCGCGUGCGCAACAAAUCGAUUUGCUGCCGACAGUUAUGAUUAGUCACGGUGGUGCGGGUUAUGGCGGUGCGGAUAAUGUUGCUGGCGCUGCAACGUCUGCUGUUGGCAAUAACGGCGCUAUGGAGUCGCAUAAUACCGAUGCGAGUGGCAGGUGUGAGUACAAAUCGAAAACCCUGCCACGCAUCCAUUUCGAUACUUCCAUUAAUGAUACGUCAUUAAAUGAAGGUAAAUAA
Messenger RNA from Bactrocera tryoni, 2108 nucleotides. RefSeq lists its product as uncharacterized. The coding region runs from base 1590 to 2108 and encodes 172 amino acids. The record is from RefSeq and is a predicted model, not a curated record. The transcript has 3 exons. NCBI's taxonomy places the organism in Eukaryota, Metazoa, Arthropoda, Insecta, Diptera, Tephritidae.